AUGAGAAAUUGGAAAACUGAAAUACAAAAAGACAUAUCCCAGAUCAAGGAACAUUUAGACUCGGGUUUCCAAGAGAUAAGGUCCGAAAUGAAGAAUAUUCGAGAGGAACAUAUGGAAAUAAGAAAGACCAUUCAAGACUUAUAUAACUCUAAUGCUGAGACAAAAACGCUCGUGACAUCGCUGCAAACUUCUGUCCAGUUCUGUACCGACCAAUAUGAGGACCUCAAUAAAAAAGUAGAAACCUUGAAGGAGAGAAACAAGGUGCACUCAAAUCUUCAGGUCGAGUUUGACAAGUUGGCGAACAAUUAUAGACAGUUACAAAUAGAACUUAAUGCCAAUAACCAAAGGGACCGCUUAUUGAAUUUGGAGAUUGUUGGUGUUCCGGAGUUCAAAGAUGAAAACAUUACUGAGUUGGUGCUGACUGUGGCUGCACAAGCGGGUGUCGACAUCACAGCGAAUGACAUAGUGGAGGCAAAUCGUGUUACACCCAGAAACACUCAACAGGGACGUCCAAGAAAUCUCGUUAUUAAGAUGAAGUCUCGAGUUAUAAAGGACAACAUUAUUUCUGGAGCAAGAAAAAAUCGUCUCUCUACAAGGAGUUUAAAUAUACCUGGAGCUUCCAAACCUGUAUACGUCAACGAACACCUCACGUACUAUAAUAAGCAGCUAUUAAAAAAAUGCAAAGAGACCGCAAAUAACAAGCAUUUUCAGUUCGUCUGGAUAAGACACAGCCGAAUAUUUAUGAGGAAGGCCGAUGGUUGCCCGCCCGUGCAAAUACUAUCAGAAAAGGAUCUGUCCAAAUUAACAUAA
Molecule: messenger RNA, 810 nt
Organism: Plodia interpunctella (Indianmeal moth)
Lineage: Eukaryota; Metazoa; Arthropoda; Insecta; Lepidoptera; Pyralidae
Exons: 1
Coding region: 1-810 (269 amino acids)
Biological process (GO): vesicle-mediated transport
Cellular component (GO): membrane
Source: RefSeq, a predicted model, not a curated record